This is a messenger RNA of Quercus lobata, 1236 nucleotides long. RefSeq lists its product as uncharacterized. Gene Ontology annotation, molecular function: nucleic acid binding; RNA-DNA hybrid ribonuclease activity. The transcript has 2 exons. Lineage: Eukaryota; Viridiplantae; Streptophyta; Magnoliopsida; Fagales; Fagaceae. Gene Ontology annotation, biological process: DNA integration. Bases 1 to 1236 code for a protein of 411 amino acids. The record is from RefSeq and is a predicted model, not a curated record.
AUGUGUCGUCCUUUUUUCCAGCUACUUCACAAGUGGAAGGAUUUUCGAUGGACUAAGGAGUGCAUAAUAGAUUUUGAAGACCUCAAACAAUAUUUGUCCAAUCCUCCUAUACCCUACAGGCCUGAGAAAGAGGAAGUGUUGUAUGCAUACUUGGUAGUCACGAACUAUGCUAUUAGCCUAGUCUUGGCCAGAAACAAGGACAGAAUUCAGAGGUCCAUCUAUUACAUAAGUAAAUCUUUACAGGAGGUUGAGACACGCUGUCUACUUUUGGAGAAGGUGGUGUUAGUUAUAGUGUAUGCCACUAGGAAGCUUCCUCAUUACUUUCAUGCCCACAUCAUUGUAGUGCUCACCCAGUUCCCUUUGCAAGCUCUUUUGAGGAAAUCAGAUUAUACUAGCAGGAUUGCUAAUUGGGAAACUAGGCUGGGAGCCUAUGAUGUCAAGUACACGCCUCUGACUGCCGUAAAAGGACAGAUCCUGGCAAACUUUGUGGCAGAGUUCAUUAAGGGUACCUCUGAGAAGGAGGAAGCGGUUAUGGGGAUAUUGGUCAUGUCAGCCAUUGCUGUUCCCCAGUGGGAGGUUUAUACAGAUGGAGCAUCUAACCAAAAGGAAGCGGGAAUAUGGAUUGUGUUGAUAACUCCCGAGAAGCUGAUAAUGGAGAAAUCGUUGAGAUUAGGUUUCCUAGCCACCAAUAAUGAGGCCAAGUACAAGGCCCUACUAGCAGGAGUAGCUAUGGUCAGGCAGUUGGGAGGAGAAGUGUUUGAGUUGUACUCUAAUUCUAGACUGGUCGUGGGUCAAGUCAAUGGAGACUUUGAAGCUCGGGAUGAGAGGAUGCAAGGGUACCUUGCUAAGGUGCAGAAUGCCCGUGCUCAAUUUAAGGGUUUUGUAUUGAAGCAAAUCCCUAGGGGACAGAACUCUCAUGCAAAUUAUCUAGCAAUUAUGGCCACUUCCUUAAGGUCAAAUCUUCCUCAGGUUAUUGUUGUUGAAGACAUAGAUAACUCAAGUCUCAUAAAGUGGGGUUUGGAUAUAAUGGGACCAUUUCCUCGAGCUAUAGGGAACCAAAGAUGGCUCCUCAUCGGCACGAACUACUUUACCAAAUGGGCAGAAGCUAAGCCACUUGUUAAUAUCCGAGAUGUGGAUGCUAAAAAGUUCAUUUGGAGGAACAUUGUCACAAGAUUUGGAGUUCCUCACACACUAAUCUCGGAUAAUGGUCUUCAAUUUGACAGCAAAAUCUUCUGA